Coccinella septempunctata (seven-spotted ladybird) is the source of this 5376-nucleotide messenger RNA. Its product is annotated as serine/threonine-protein kinase 10. Gene Ontology annotation, biological process: protein phosphorylation. NCBI's taxonomy places the organism in Eukaryota, Metazoa, Arthropoda, Insecta, Coleoptera, Coccinellidae. The record is from RefSeq and is a predicted model, not a curated record. Bases 294 to 4310 code for a protein of 1338 amino acids. Gene Ontology annotation, molecular function: protein serine/threonine kinase activity; ATP binding. The transcript has 13 exons.
GCGCGGUAGGUGGUUUGCGGGGAAGUGUUACGGUAAAAAUUGGCAUGGCUGACUAGUUCUGUAACUGAAAUAUGUAUAAUAAUCUAAUUAUAUAUUUUAUUGUUCUUCAAGACAUUGGGUUACCAUUUAAUUCAAAUUUAGGAUAUAAAUUAAUUUAACUUUUGAUAAUUCUGCAGAUCUCUUGAAUGAAAAAUAAAAGGAAUAAACAAGGAAUGUAGUUCAAUAUUCAAACAACACAGUUAAUUGAAAUUUAUGAUGUGAAGAAGGUUAAGCGAAUUAAUUAAUAUAUAAAUAUGUCGUUUUUCAAUAACAUAAAGAAAGUGCUUCACAUCGGUGGCAACGAUGCGAAAAAGAAAAAAGUGUACAACAAUGUGCGAAUGGAUUGUGACCCAGAGGAGUUCUGGGAAAUGAUCGGAGAAUUGGGGGAUGGGGCCUAUGGAAAAGUAUACAAAGCCCAACAGAAGCAGUCAGGCCAACUAGCCGCUGCCAAAAUGUGUCGGUUAGAAGGUGACGAUGAUUUAUCAGACUUUAUGAUUGAAAUAGACAUUUUGACGGAGUGUAUACAUCCUAAUAUAGUGCAGUUACAUGAAGCAUUCCUGAAAGAACAACAGUUAUGGUUGUUGAUAGAGUAUUGUGACGGUGGAGCCAUCGAUAGUAUAAUGACGGAAUUGGAAAAACCUUUGAAUGAAAAGCAGAUUGCAUACGUGUGCCAAAAUAUGUGUGAAGGUUUACAGUUUUUACAUAAAUCCCAUAUCAUUCACAGAGACUUAAAGGCUGGAAAUGUCUUACUGACUAUGGCUGGAGGUGUCAAAAUUGCCGAUUUUGGGGUGUCAGCGAAGAACAAGAGCACCCUCCAGAAGCACGACACUUUCAUCGGCACGCCCUACUGGAUGGCCCCAGAAGUUGUGAUGUGCGAGACAUUCCGUGACAAUCCCUACGACUACAAGGUGGACAUCUGGUCCAUGGGCAUCACGCUCAUAGAGUUCGCGCAGAUGGAACCGCCCAACCACGAGAUGUCGCCCAUGCGGGUGCUUCUGAAGAUACAGAAGAGCGAUCCGCCCAAGCUGAAAUACCCGACCAAUUGGUCGAAGGAUUUCAACGAUUUCGUGGCCAAGGCGCUGAUCAAGGACCCGCAGAAGAGGCCGACGUGCGAGGAUCUGUUGAAACAUCCCUUCAUAAAUUGCAGGUUGGACGCCAAGCCGAUCAAAGAUCUGUUGUUGGAGUACAAGGCCGAAGUAGUGGAGGAAGAAGUGACCGACGAUGAUCCUGACGACAACCGGGCCUCCCAACUUCCUCUGGUAUUGGAAGAUGAUGCAUCGGUGAGGUUGAGGGCUGACAGUAUCAACCAGAAAGUUCCAGAAGUUCGUUCUGUAGAACCGAUUCCAACCGGAGAUAAACCGGCGAAACCUGCAUCUGAAGCUUCAUCGGCUGAAGCAAUCCAACCAGCACCAGAAAAGAAACAGGUCAAAAAAGAUGAAGAGCCGAGGAGGCUAUCGAGGGACAAAGGACCGGCCCCGUUGCCGCCUCUACCCAAGGAAUCGCCUCAGGAACCCAAGGCGGAGAAGGAGAGCGCCCCUCCUCCGCCACCCCCGCCUCCAAUCGUGAUACCUGCUUUACCUACGCCUCCGUCCUCCCCCAUGACCCCUCCCCCAACCCCGCCCAACGAAGCGUUGCCGCAGCAACCUUUGCCGGGCGCUGCGCCGGCGGCCGAAAGGAUAGAGGAGCAGGCGCAGCCGCAGCCGCCCGAUCAGUUGGAGAUAGAAGACGUUGCCAAUAUCCCGCUGCCUCCAAGCCUGUCCGGCGACAAGAUCGACGCUACCGUCGGCGGAUCGCCCAAGGGUGACUUCCAGAGGAGGCCGUCUUCGGAUAGCGCCAAGGUCAGGAAGGCGGACACGGUCACGGUGAACAGCACGGCGUCGUCCGUGAAGAGUUUCGAGGUCGUUUCACCUUCGGAAAAGAGCCGGAUGAACACGUCUACGAUAACGAUCAAUUCGGAUCCGCCGGAUCUUUCCAACAGUCUGGCUUCCAAUAUAAGUCAGAUUACUGUAGUUACAACCCAUCCGCCUGUGAUAAUAGACAAUACUCAGUGUAUAUCCAGAACAUCGACGUCGCCGAGCAACAACAGCGUGAGCGAGGUAGUCAUAGUUGCCAACGAGACCAACAAGACCCACAUCGAGUCGUCGUCGGACGACGAAUGCUUCCCCUCUCUCGACUCCCUGGAGUACCCUCCUCCUAGUGAAUUCCGCGACAACGGCGCCAUCUCCAGGGCGAAGAAACUCGACGAGAGCGAGGUCCUGAUCGUGGACAGCAGUUACCUGAUAAACGAUUCGGGCCUGGACGUGUCGGAGGACAACUCUCGUCUCUUGGACACCAGUCACGUGUCCGUUGUCAAGAUUGACGAGAAGGAGGUGCAGGUGAAGGAUUCCAAGUCGUACAUGGAGGCCAAGGAUGGGUUCCAGGGGUCCACCAGCGACCUCUCCAACACGUCCUCAGGAAAGACGAACAGCACAAAGAGCGACUACAGCGACGAGAUCCGCAGCACGUCCAUCAUACUCGACGGUUCCCCCUCCACCCCGACCAGCACCCACAAGCUGAACGGUCAGGUGGUGCGUUCGGCCAGCCAGGACGAGGUGAGGAAGAAGAACAGCCUGAACGGCAAGCUCUAUCACCAGGACACGUAUGAGAUAGCGCUGUCGGACAAAUCUCAUAGCGACUCGGGAUCGUUGAGGAGCAACGAUUCGCACAGGCGGCCUAUAUCAGGCGCCAGCAAGAGCAUAGAGCAGUCGGAUAUUGAGAGCGUGUCCAUCGCCAGCCACGAGAGCAAAGAGAGCAACAACAAGGACGGUGCUACCGAGGGAGAGGACGGAGAAGAAGGUUUGGUCGUACUCCGCAAGAGAACCCCGAAGACGAAAGAGUCGACGCUGAGCAAUUUCAACAGAAAAACCAGGAAAAGGACGCGAAAAUUCGUCAUAGACGGCGUCGUCAUAACGACGACCACGAGCAAGGUCAUAUAUGGCGACGAGGAGACGUACAACUUCUCCAAUCCGCUGACGGACAGGAAGCAGGAGCUCAGGGAACUGAAGUACCUGCAGAAGCAGGAACAGAAGCAGUUCCAGGACCUGGCGCUGAAGGAGAACCAGGCCAUCGAGGCGCAGGACAAGAAGUUCGAGCAGGAACGGUUGUCCCUGGAGAAGCAGUACGAGGCCGAACUGGAGAAUCUCAGCAGGCAGCAGCGGAUUCAGAUCGAGAAGGCCGAGGCCCAGCAGGACACCGACCUGAGGAACGCCUCGAAGAAGAUCAGGGCGGACCAAGAGAGGGAGCUGAAACAGUUCAGGGACGGCCUGAAGCAGGAACUGAAGCUGCUGAAGGCGGAGAUCGAGAUGUUACCGAAGGAAAGUCGAAAAAUGGAGUUUAAGAUACGUAAAGAAAAAAUAGACGCCGAGCACGCCGAAAGAGAGAAACUAUUCUUGGAGAAGCUGCACGAAAGCCACGAGUCAUCCUUGAGGAGACUGAGCGAUUCGCAUCGGGAAAGAAUUGCUCUUACAGAGAGGCAAUUCCUUCAACAGAAGCAACAAUUGAUCCGGUCUCAGGAGGCUGCAUUGUGGGAGAUAGAAGAAAAGCAGAUACACGAGAAACAUCAGCUAAUGAAGAGGCAGAUCAAGGAAAUUUUCAUUCUACAAAGGCACCAGAUGUUGACGAGGCACGAGAAAGAGAAGGAACAGAUCAAGCGAAGGGCGGCCCGCAAAGAGGAGGAACUGCUCAAGAAGCAGGCGACCGAGAGGAGGUCCCUGCCUAAGAGGAUACGUAACGAGAUGAAGGCCAGGGAACUGAUGUUCAGGGAAUCGAUGAGGAUUUCCGUCUCCAACGCGGAUCCGGAAGUCGAAAAGAACAAAUUCAAAGAGUUCCAGGAGAAGGAGAAGAAGCGGUAUCAGGCGGAACAGCAGAGGUUCGAGCUGAAGCACGCCAGACAGCUGGAGGAGCUGAGGGCGAUGAGCGACGCCACCAUCAAGGAGCUGGAACAGCUCCAGAACGAGAAACGGAAGAUGUUGCUGGAGCACGAGACGCAGAAGCUGAAACAGAGGGAGGAGGCCUUCAGCAAGGAGCUGAGGGAGUGGAAGGCUCAGUUGAAACCAAGAAAAUUGAAAUUGGAGGAGACGUUCAGUCAACAAAUGGAAGAGCAAGAACGGGUGUUCGGUCCAGUGGGUCCCAUUAGCUACCCGCAUGAUUUCACCGAGAACAGUCAAGAAUCUAGAUUUAACAAUAUGGGCUCCACCAGGAGCAGUCUGUCUUCUAUGUCGGAAGGCUAUUAGUCCAGUUCUUUUGUAUAAAAUGCUGUGCCUCUGGUUGAUCGAAGUGUACAUAAUUACAUAUACAGACUGAGUAAUAUAAAAUAUUUAAAAGAGAGGUUUAUAUAUAUAUAUAUUAUGAGUAAAUAUUAUACAUACGUUAUAAUAGGCUAAGUAUGUACUGAAUCACCGCAAAAUCAGUUUUUCGAUUAGCAGACUGAUUGAUGUUCUGUCAGAGGGUGUCUUUAGUGAUUUUAUCGAUAUGCAAUUGAGAAUUGAUCAUUUUCAUGAGACGACCUAGAAUUGUUCCAAUUAUACCGUAUAAAAUUUUCAAAAAUCCCUCAUAAAGACAUCCUCCUUAUACAUAGGUAGAUAAAUGAAUUUUCCACCAUUAAUUUUAUAGUUAUAUACCGUUAGAUGUAUUUUUCCAGUGGUUCAACAAUUUCGCAAAAAAAGGUUUAUAAUGCCUAUAGUCGAUGGAAUCUGAGAGCGACAUUCCGACAUUGUUACCUCUUCAUGUUCGAUGUUAUCUUGAUGCUUUUAUUGAAUGAAAAUGCCUCGCAUUUUUCACAUCCAUGAUCCUCGGUUCAAGUUAGAACAGGACAAAAAAUUAUCACCUAGCUAGCUCGUCAUGAUUUUCUUAAGCGGCUUUUGCUACAGGACUUCCUGGGGGGUUAGACGGUGUUGGAUUUUUUGUCAUGUGACUUCUUGUCCCUGAGGAUGUAGAUAGAGACGAAACUUCGCGAGCUUUUCCUGAUUUUAUCUAGAGAAAACUUUUGGCUCUUAGGUUUCUUUUAUAAUGCUUCUAUCGACCUAACCAGUCGUAUCGUCUUAUUUGGGCUUAGUUAGUCCGAUUCUGAAGGUUGCCAUAUUUUAUUAUUAUUCUUACGAAUUUGUUGUUGAAAUUCAAUUCGAGCGACUACGUUUCCGAGUAUUAGAUCUGCAAAUAUUUAGAGAAUUCUGUCCAUUAAUCUAUAUAUAAAAGUUUGAUGCGAUCUGUAACAUAACAUUUUGUUUUUUUUUGUGAACUACUUACUAAUUUUUGUUUUAUUUAUACAUAUCCUGAAAAACAAUUAAAAUUUACAAGGUC